GACUUUCUGCCUCAAUCAGCCAUUUAGCUCUGGUUUGGGCUUGUCAACAGAAGAGAUGAGAUAGGGAAGUUAAGUUUGUUCAACAAAGGGAGUGAGGUUAAUGUACAAAUUAAGAAAUUUCUGUUUCUAGAAUAAAAUGAGUAAAUUUGCCUAAUGGACUACGUUAGAGAAUUCCACUUGCUUGGCUUUACCUCACAAUUGUCCAUAAACAAACCCUUGCCAAAAGUCAGGGAGUUUUCCUAGGUUUUGUUGGUUGUUAGUUGCUUAACUAGAUCACUCUGUCCUGUGGGAUGUUGAGUCAAAAGGCAGAAGAGGUGGUGGAGACUAGAGCCCUGUAGGCUUUUGUAGAAGAAGCUUUCCAAAUUGUAGCUCUUUAAAAGGUGCAUGACAGAAUCCCAUGUUUAUUAAAAUCACUGAGAAUUUUGCUAUCACAGUUCUCUUUCAGUUCGCUUCAUAUUCUAUGUAAACCACGGCAAAGUGUGACUGAUGGGACCCAAGAUUCAACCUAUGCUAGGGCGUGGGUUCUUGGUUUAAGCUGAUGCUUUAAAGAGUUUUAGUUUUCAGAUAUAAAGCGUUUCUACUUUAGAGGAUAUUUGAGACUCCCUGCAAACAAAACAUGCAAGUGAAAGUUAAGAACUGAAGAGCUGAUCUGUACUAAAACAUCUUUAGCAGAAUAAGGCCAGAAGAGAUGCAGAGUAUGUGUAUGCUAUAUGUAUGUGUGCUACCACAGAGUAAGCGAGCCAUGAUAUUCAAGAAAGACAAGGGUUUUGAAUUUCUCUGGAAGGUGACAGGAUUUUUUUAUCUCAAUAUGGAGCUCAGGCACAGUAAUUCUUUAUUGGCUCUUUUCAGACUCCUCCCUUAAUGGUACAGAACCAACUUGACCUGUGAUUUUGAGCAACAUUUUAAAGAGCUAGCAUGGUUAUAAUUUGCAUGUUAGAAGUCAGAUUCAAGCUCCUGCGUUGUAAGACUCCUGAUUUGUGACCAGCUAGAAUUACAAUCGUGUUUCAUUAAAAGUGCUGAUGAGCACCCAGGACUCUGAAGACAGCAGUUUUGUGCAAGAUAAGAAUGUUCCUUAAAGAAGCUGAUGGAGGAUAGAGCUCCAGAGUUCUUGGCAGACACUGACAGCGUAAGAUGGCACCGUAGUCUAGUCUGAAAUUGAUUCUAGUGCAUAAAGGACAUAAAUUAUAAUCCCAGAGCACCAUCUGUCCUGGAGCAGACAUUGGAACUGAGAUACUAUGUGACUGAAAGGACUUGAGUGCAUGUCAGAUGGUCUUUCCAAUCCAGCUGUUAUGGAGUCAAUGGAUGAAGCUGAAGGACAACAAGGACAGCUGAACAGGAAGGAGCAGUCCCUGAAAACCUCCCAGAAAACAGCACUGCUUGGUUGGGCUGCCCGGUGGAAUGGAUUAAUGCCUGGAGUCAGCAUGUAUCUGUUUGUCCUCUCACAGAUACUGCUUCUCUGCAUGAUGCUGUGGUACAGCACUUAUGGGACCAUCCCAGCAGCUCAGAACGCCUUUGACCUGCUGUCUUACUUGCUUACCCCAUUUAAACAGUUUUUGUCAGAUCAAGGGGAGGACCUGAAUAGAAUCGGGAGCAUUGUGGUAUUGUACAUCCUGCUGUCUUUAGCUUCUCUAGGACUGUUAUUUGUAGGAUCUCUGUUUUGGCAUCUACUCAGAGCCCGUCCAGACCCCCCCUUUCCACUACAAGAGGACAGACGCCAAUCUGUGAGCCGGCAGCCUUCAUUCACGUACUCAGAGUGGACAGAGGAUAAAAAUGAGGAUGACUUCCUAGAUUUGGAUCCUGUACCGGAGACUCCGGUCUUUGACUGCGUAAUGGACAUUAAAGCGGAGGCAGAUCCAGCUACUCUAACGGUUAAAUCCAUGGGCUUGCAAGAAAGGAGAGGUUCAAAUGUUUCACUCACACUGGAUAUGUGUACCCCAGGCUGUUCUGAGCAAGGUUUUGGCUAUGUCAUGUCACCACGGGAACAGUCAGCCCGAGAAUACCUCCAGACAGCAUCAAACAUCCUUACUGAAGAGGAACUGCACAAGAAAGCACUGGAUCCUUUCAUACUCCAGGCAGAGUUCUUUGAAAUUCCAAUGAACUUCGUUGAUCCAAAGGAAUACGAUAUUCCAGGCUUAGUGCGUAAGAAUCGCUACAAAACAAUUCUCCCAAAUCCUCACAGCAGAGUGUGCCUUACCUCAACUGAUCAGGACGACCCCCUCAGCUCUUACAUCAAUGCUAACUACAUCAGGGGCUAUGGAGGAGAGGAAAAGGUAUAUAUUGCUACUCAGGGACCGAUAGUUAAUACUGUCAGUGAUUUCUGGAGAAUGGUAUGGCAGGAGCGUUCUCCCAUCAUUGUCAUGAUUACCAAUAUAGAAGAGAUGAAUGAGAAAUGCACAGAAUAUUGGCCAGAGGAACAGGUCACCUACGAAGGAAUAGAAAUCACAGUUAACCAAGUCAUACAAGCAGACGAUUACCGUUUAAGGCUCAUCACCCUAAAGAAAGGAGAAGAAGUCAGAAACCUGAAACAUUACUGGUACACGUCUUGGCCAGACCAGAAGACACCAGAUCAAGCCCCUCCUCUGUUACAGCUAGUACUGGAAGUGGAAGAGGCCAUGCAGAGCGCAGAAGAGAAGAAUGCCCCAGUGAUUGUUCACUGCAGUGCAGGCAUCGGGAGGACUGGCUGCUUUAUUGCAACUAGUGUCUGCUGUAAACAGCUGAAGAACGAGGGCAUAGUUGACAUAUUGCGAACAGCCUGCCAGUUACGGUUAGACAGGGGAGGAAUGAUCCAGACUUGUGAACAGUAUCAAUUUGUCCAUCAUGUCAUGAGCUUGUACGGAAAACAGCUUUCUAGAGCAGCAGAAGAAUAAGUGUUCAUGAUAAUUCCUAAAGGCUAAACCAAGAGAACUUUUGGCUGCAUUCAGAUAUAUUUCAGAUCUGAUAAGAGACACAUGGUAACCUGGUUGUCUUAGCUGGAAAGAAAGAUAUAUUAUUUUACUUUGAUAUUGCUUUUAUGCUCUUGUUUGCAUUGACAUUUAAGAGCUGAGGUAUGCCUUGUCUUAAACAUACAUGACAGGACAUAAUCUUCACCAAAAAAGGCUUAUUUAUACUGUAAAUAAGAAUAGUAACUUCAUUUGUUACAAAAGCAAGAAAAAAAUCAGAAAAAAAUCCACUGUCUUCAGUUUGCUAUUUUUAAAAAGUCAUUGCUAAUAUAUCCAAAUACAGUGUGAAACUUUUUGAAUUGUCAUGCUGAAAUGUGCCGUAUGUUGACAAAGCUUGAAAGUAACUUUUUGCCUCUUUCUGAUUGUUUUUACAUAUAAAAUUACCGAAUACUGUGUAUAUCGUAAACUUUCUGAGCCUCUGCGUUGAAAGAUUUAAGUAGAUUCACAUUGAAAUUAUGUUUCACACAUCAUGUUUGCUUGGUUUUGUUUUGUUUUUUCUAAAGCAGUCCACCACCAGUGUUAUCAGAACUAAGGGGAAAAAAAUAUUUCAAUGAUGUGGGUAAAAUUCUUGCCCCUUUUUCUCACCAGCAAUGUACCCCAGUAUCAUGACAGCUGGGUGAAUCUGACGUGAAUAGUAGAAGUUAACCUGAACAUAAAUUCUUCACGCUUUACCUUUUCUUUUUCAGUAUUUUGGCAUCUCAGCCUGCAACCAGAUUUGAUUUUUGCAAAUAGUUUCUCUUUUGACAUAGUCAGACCACAAUCCACACACAAUUUCCCCUGAAAUUUGAGGUUUGAGAUCAGGUGAGGAAUUUUGUGAGUUGGAUUCAUCUUUAUUAAAUAUGUAAUAAUAAAAAUCACUUGUAUUCUAUGAAUUUAAACUUGUUUCAAAGCUUUGACAGUGACCGGGUGCCCAGUGCUCAUUAAAAUUAACACAAAUCCUGUAGACAACUUUAAAAAAAAAUCAGUCUGAAUGUGUUGACUGCUUUUUGAUAAAUUUGCCCUUCAACCAAAUUUAGACAGUCAUUAGUCGAUUCUAAUUACUAGUCCAGGCAGCAGUCUUUCCUUUUCAAUAAUACAGACUGCUGCCCAUGCUUUUCUUUUUAGACCUCAGUCAGGCUGGGAAGACUGUAGUUUAUGUUUAAUGCUUAAAGGUAAGCACGUGUUUAAGUGCUUUAUUGAGCAGAGAAAAAUGGAGGUACACAUGACCCUUAACAUGAAAGAUGAGUGUUUUGUGAAUAGAAGCUGUAAUGAUCUACUGAAAAUAUUUUUGCUUCUCUUUAUUUGUAACAAUAACCAAAACCUACUGCUUUUAUUAGUGCAGGAGAUUCUGAGAAUUUACUGCACUUCCUAAUGAGGAGAAGGUAAAGCAGCUCUCAGAACAAUAAGGGCUGAUCCUGCUCCCACUGAGGGUUUGCCAUUGACGUCAGUAGGUGCAGGGUAGGGCCUGAAAUGUUAUGCCUACAACUUCAUCACUGUGGGGAAAGUUUCCCAAUAUUUCAGUACACAUCCUUUGUGUUUAUUCUGUAUCCAUGAGCCUGUAAAAAUCCUGUCAGCAGGGUUUGCAUGAAUGUGUGGCAAAAUGUGUUAUCUUUAAACCACUUGAUUUUAUUGCUGUAUUUAAAAUAUUUCCUUCAGUGAGAAGCUAGCAGGAAGAACUGGCAUUCUUUUUAAAAAUACUGGUGGUAGUCAUUAAAUAGAGCAAUAAACUUAAGCUUUUGAGCAUAACAUGACUGUUAGUUUUAUGUAACCUUGCUAGCUAUAUUCUCCCCACUGCUACUGAUUCUUUCAAACUGGUAACACCAUUCCAUUUCAGCACACCUUAGAAAUAACAAAAGCACCACUGACGUUCUGAACAACAUUGUAAGUGGAACUCCCUAUAAAUAUUUUCAGCUGUUCAGUGCCCUUCAGUGUCAAAACUGACGAAGUGAAUAAAAUUACUUGUUCUGUCAUCA
This is a messenger RNA of Harpia harpyja (harpy eagle), 4891 nucleotides long. RefSeq names its product protein tyrosine phosphatase non-receptor type 5 (gene PTPN5). Gene Ontology annotation, biological process: protein dephosphorylation. NCBI's taxonomy places the organism in Eukaryota, Metazoa, Chordata, Aves, Accipitriformes, Accipitridae. The coding region runs from base 1260 to 2867 and encodes 535 amino acids. Gene Ontology annotation, molecular function: protein tyrosine phosphatase activity. The transcript is spliced from 15 exons. The record is from RefSeq and is a predicted model, not a curated record.